Molecule: messenger RNA, 1862 nt
Organism: Malaclemys terrapin pileata
Lineage: Eukaryota; Metazoa; Chordata; Testudines; Emydidae
Gene: B3GNT8
Product: UDP-GlcNAc:betaGal beta-1,3-N-acetylglucosaminyltransferase 8
Exons: 3
Coding region: 433-1644 (403 amino acids)
Cellular component (GO): membrane
Molecular function (GO): protein N-acetylglucosaminyltransferase activity
Source: RefSeq, a predicted model, not a curated record
CUGAGAGCCAAGAGGCGACCCCGGGCUGGGGGUGUGGACGGGGGCGGCCCCCCGGGGCCGGAGCCGCCUCAGCCCCAUGAAUAUGUGAUGGGGGAGGAAGAGCUCCGGGGAGCGUGGCUGGGAGCCGCCCCCUUCCCUGGGCGUGGGCAGGGGCCGGGCCGGGGCGCUCCCUGCCCACGGGCGGGGCCGGGUUCGCCGGGCUCGGCAGAACCACCGCGGAUCCCGGGGGCGCCUCCGAGCCGGGCCGGCGGAUUCGGGCACGAGCGAGUGGGGGGCCCGGGCCGGGGCCGGGGAGAGGCGCCGCGUCGCCCGGAGCAUCGAGAUGCAGCCAGCUCUGGGGUGGAACGUGGCCGCACGUCACAAAGCUAGGAAGAGUCCCGUUGCCCGAGGGAACUGAGAGCGUUCAGGCAGGCUCCGUGAUGGCGGACGACCAUGAAGGGGACCAAGCUGCUGACGGUGGCCUUGGCCCUGCUGACGCUGCUGGCCCUGAAGGCCUACAUGGACUGGAGCUUGGAGCAGCCCGAGGGCCUGCCCCACCCUGAGCCCGCCGGGGCCACCACCCCCCUCCCGCUGGCCGAGCCGCUGGGGGACGACCCGGUGGGGCUGCUGCUCCGUCUCAACGCCUCGCUACGGCGGCUGCGCGGCAGCGUGCCCGAGGCGGACGCCUACUGGAACCGCCAGCAGCACGGGCUCUUCCGGGCGCUGGAGGGGGGCCCGGCCAACAGCACGUGGGGCUGCGGGGACGGGCUGGCCGCGGCGGCCGCCAUCAGGGACUUCGCCUCGUACCCAGAACAGCAUCAGCGCUUCGUGCUGCACGCCGAGUGCCGCAGCUUCCCGCUGCUGGUGAACCAGCCCCGCAAGUGCGCCGGCAACCGGACCUUCUUGCUGCUGGCGAUCAAAUCCGUGCCAGGCAACUUCGCCGCCCGCCAGGCCGUGCGGGAGACCUGGGGCCGGGAGGGAGAGCCCGGAGGGCAGGCGGUGCGCACCGUCUUCCUGAUGGGCGCGGCCCACGGGCCGCACCAGCCUGACCUGCGGCACCUGAUCGCCUACGAGAGCCGGGUCUACGGCGACGUCCUGGUGUGGGACUUCGAGGACACGUUCUUCAACCUGACCCUCAAGGAUUUCCUCUUCCUGGGCUGGGCGCUGGCGCACUGCCCUGACGCCCGCUUCGUGCUCAAGGGCGACGACGACGUCUUCAUCAACACGCCGCGGGUGCUGGCCUUCCUGGGGCCGCUGACCGGGCGCCGGGCCCAGACACUCUACACAGGGCAGGUCAUGGCCAACGCCUCCCCCUUCCGCCAGGCCAACAGCAAGUACUACAUCCCCGAGUCCUUCUACGCCGGGCCGUACCCGGCCUACGCCGGCGGGGGCGGCUACAUCUUCUCGGGCCGCCUGGCCCCGGCCCUCUUCCUGGUGGCCCAGCACCUGGCCUUCUACCCCAUCGACGACGUCUACACCGGGCUGUGCUUCCAGGCGCUGGGGGUGCGGGCCGAGGCCCACCCCGAGUUCCAGACCUUCGACAUCGCCGAGAAAGACCGGGCCGACCCCUGCGCGCACCGCCAGCUGCUCCUGGUGCAUCGGCGCAGCCCCCAGCAGACCGUGCGGCUGUGGCGGCAGCUGCAUGACCCCCAGCUGAAAUGCUGACCGGGGGGGGCUGAGCCGGCCCAGAACGGGCCAAGCGGAAACAUGGGCUCGGCUCUCUGCCACCAGAACCGCAAAUUCCCUCCCGUUGUGUUUCCCCGGCCCCCCAGCAGCGAGGCAGGCGCAGGGCCAUGGAACUGGGCGGGAGCUGUGUGCGCCCGGGGGCGGGGGGGCACUGCCCUGUCGUUCCCAGACGGGCCAUUAAAGAGUGGCUGGCAGGA